This is a messenger RNA of Artibeus jamaicensis (Jamaican fruit-eating bat), 933 nucleotides long. RefSeq names its product olfactory receptor 7A10-like. NCBI's taxonomy places the organism in Eukaryota, Metazoa, Chordata, Mammalia, Chiroptera, Phyllostomidae. Gene Ontology annotation, biological process: G protein-coupled receptor signaling pathway. The coding region runs from base 1 to 933 and encodes 310 amino acids. Gene Ontology annotation, molecular function: G protein-coupled receptor activity; olfactory receptor activity. Gene Ontology annotation, cellular component: membrane. The transcript has a single exon. The record is from RefSeq and is a predicted model, not a curated record.
AUGGAAGCAGUGAAUCUUACACAAAUUUCAGACUUUCUUCUCCUGGGAUUAUCAGAGGCACCAGAACUGCAGCCCCUCCUAUUUGGUCUGUUCCUCUGCAUGUACCUGACCACUGUGUUGGGAAACCUGCUCAUCAUCCUGGCUGUCAGCUCAGACUCCCACCUCCACACACCCAUGUACUUCUUCCUCUCCAACCUGUCCUUGACUGACAUCUGUUUCACCUCCACUACCAUCCCAAAGAUGCUGGUGAACAUCCAGACACAGAGCAAAGCCAUCACCUAUGCAGGCUGCAUCACACAGAUGUAUUUUGUUCUAUGCUUUGGUAUGUUGGACCACUUCCUCCUCACUGCGAUGGCCUAUGACCGCUUUGUGGCCAUCUGUCACCCCCUACAAUACAUGGUCAUCAUGAACCUUCGACUCUGUGGACUGCUGGUGUUGGUGUCCUGGAUAACGAGUUCCUUUUAUUCCUUGUUACAAAGCUUAUUGGUAUUACAACUAUCCUUCUGUGCAGACUUGGAAAUCCCUCACUUUUUCUGUGAAAUCAAUCAGAUGAACCAACUUGCCAGUUCUGACACCUUUCUUAAUGACAUGUUAAUGUAUUUUUCAGUUCUUCUACUUGCUGGUGGUCCCCUGGCUGGGAUCCUUUACUCUUACUCUAAAAUUGUGACCUCCAUAUGUGCAAUCCCAUCAGCUCAGGGGAAGUAUAAAGCAUUUUCCACCUGUGCAUCUCACCUCUCAGUUGUCUCCUUAUUUUAUGGUACAAGCCUAGGAGUGUAUCUCAGCUCUGCUGGUACUCACAGCUCACAGUCAAGUGCAGUCACCUCAGUGAUGUACACUGUGGUCACACCCAUGCUGAACCCCUUCAUCUACAGUCUCAGGAACAGAGACAUAAAGGGGUCUCUGAGGAGAUUAGUUGGGGUGACAGCUUUAUAA